AUGGAAGCAUACGAUGGGUCUUAUUUUAUUGAAGAAACUGCCACAGUGAAUGGGAUAUCACCCCAUACAUGUGUUCAACCAGUUAACGAAGAAUCAGAUACAUCAGACUCGGAUGACCUUCACUUUAAUCUUUCGAAUUGGUCACUUGAACUCUUGGCACCUCUCGGAAUACUCUCCGACAGUAAACAAGUCAAUUCGGAUUCACCGGAGGAGUCUUUGCUACCGGUGUCGGACCUUGGGGAAAUGUUGAGCUCGAAAAACAGUUUCCAUGGCGGAGAAGAGACUCCCGCUGAUAGUCUGCAUAGUAACUCACAGUCGCUUAAUACGGACCCAGGACAGGCAUGUGAUGGUACUUCCCUUAGAGAUAAAACAUUUAUAGAUAACCAAGACUGUAGUUAUAUUAGGAAACAAGUUGACGAUGACUGUAGCAAUUUUGCUAAAAUGGAAUAUUCUGAUUCUUCAGAAACAGUUUCAAAAGAAUCUACUAGGUUUUCUAAUACUAUUUCUAAAGAGGCAGAUUUUGAAAAUCCCGAUGACUCUAAAAAUGAAGAGAAGGAAGUUGAAUUUGACAAGGCUACAAAAGAAUCUAUUGAAGGCCCAUCUGGCACGAUUACAAGUGUUCCGAACGGUAAAUGUAAACACUGUAGUGAAAACCCCACUGAUAUGAUGGUUCAUAUGGCGUUGUGUCAUCCUCUUGAAGGACCGUACAAACCGUCAUUGAAACAGAAGAAAAAAAGAUCGGAUGGAGUCAAUAAAGGAACUUCCAAUGAGAAAUCUACGUCGAAAUGUCUUCAGCCCAUUACAGCAGUAUUGGAUAAAUCAUCGACCCUGUUGGACCUUCAGCUCCGCUGUAACCGUUCAAAUUGUUCCGAUAAUACUAAAAUAUUUGCCUUGUCCGGGAUAGUCUCGGACAGGAAUAAAACCACAACAGAAAAGUCGGUCUCGUCUUCCGAACUCGGAAACCCGCCAAGUAAGAAACUAAUCAUCCUGAUCGCGAAUAACCAAAGUAAUGCUAAUGGGGCAAUGACGUCGAAAAGAAAAGACCAACGUAAAAUGCAGACAAACUGUACAAGAAAAGGAAAAAUAGAUGAAAUUUCUGAGGGCUCCAACAGACACGGAAACUAUAUUAACAAGAUUUCAGAUGGAUCAAAUGGUUCUGACAAGGUUACAAAUGUCCCGAAGGGUAAAUGUGAGUAUUGUAGUGAAAUACCAAGUGAUAUGAGGGUUCAUGUGGCAAUCUGUCAUCCUCUUAAAGGACCUUAUAAACCACCACUGAAAAAGAAGAAAGCACUGGAUGGUACAGAGCUAGCGAAUUAUCGGUUCGGAUUAUGUCAUAUCUGUGGGAAAGGCUUUGAUAGACGUUUAUACCUUUGGAAACAUCUUAGUGUCCAUUCUGCGGAAAAACAGUUGACAUGUCAUCUGUGUGGAGAUUCAUUCCGCCAGGAAUCAGCCUUGCGACAACAUGUGAAUUUACAUAAAGCCACGAAGCAACACAGAUGUCCAAUCUGUGACCGAGGAUUUGAUGCACACAGAUAUAUGACCAGGCACGUGAAAAUUCAUGUAAAUGAGAAGCUUUUCGCCUGCAAUGUCUGUGCCAAUAAAGGAACUACCAAUGAGAAAUCAACGUCGAAAUGUCUUCAGCCCAUUACAGCAGUAUUGGAUAAAUCAUCGAACCUGUUGGACCUUCAGCUCCGCUGUAACCGUUCAAACUGUUCCGAUAAUACUAAAAUAUUUGCCCUGUCUGGGAUAGUCUCGGACAGGAACAAAACCACAACAGAAAAGUCGGUCUCGUCUUCCGAACUCGGAAACCCGCCAAGUAAGAAACUAAUCAUCCUGAUCGCGAAUAACCAAAGUAAUGCUAAUGGGGCAAUGACGUCGAAAAGAAAAGACCAACGUAAAAUGCAGACAAACUGUACAAGAAAAGGAAAAAUAGAUGAAAUUUCUGAGGGCUCCAACAGACACGGAAACUAUAUUAACAAGAUUUCAGAUGGAUCAAAUGGUUCUGACAAGGUUACAAAUGUCCCGAAGGGUAAAUGUGAGUAUUGUAGUGAAAUACCAAGUGAUAUGAGGGUUCAUGUGGCAAUCUGUCAUCCUCUUAAAGGACCUUAUAAACCACCACUGAAAAAGAGGAAAGCACUGGAUGGUACAGAGCUAGUGAAUAAUCUGUUCGGAUUAUGUCAUAUAUGUGGGAAAGGCUUUGAUAGACGUGUAUACCUUUGGAAACAUCUUAGUAUCCAUUCUGCGGAAAAACAUUUGACAUGUCAUCUGUGUGGAGAUUCAUUCCGCCAGGACUCAGCCUUGCGACAACAUGUGAAUUUACAUAAAGCCACGAAGCAACACAGAUGUCCAAUCUGUGACCGAGGAUUUGAUGCACACAGAUAUAUGACCAGGCACGUGAAAAUUCAUAUAAGUGAGAAGCUUUUCGCCUGCAAUGUCUGUGGUAAAAAAUUCAAAACAAAAGAACGGGCCGACGCUCACAUGAAAAGGCAUAUGCUUGUUAAGCCAUAUAAACGUAAACGUACGGAACCUGAAACAGAGUUCCCUUGUGAAAUUUGUCGGAAAAUAUACAAAAAUCAGGUAUGGUAUACUAAACACUUAGAAUCACACGAAAAGAGCAAAUCAAGUAACGGUAUCAAUGAUACAGAAACGGAACCUGUCAAACGAACGAAGACAAAAAAGCAGAACGUCUAG
This is a messenger RNA of Pecten maximus, 2691 nucleotides long. RefSeq names its product zinc finger protein 600-like. The coding region runs from base 1 to 2691 and encodes 896 amino acids. The record is from RefSeq and is a predicted model, not a curated record. NCBI's taxonomy places the organism in Eukaryota, Metazoa, Mollusca, Bivalvia, Pectinida, Pectinidae. The transcript has 4 exons. Gene Ontology annotation, cellular component: nucleus.